Messenger RNA from Clupea harengus (Atlantic herring), 1800 nucleotides. It is a transcript of the gene scaf8, whose product is annotated as SR-related and CTD-associated factor 8-like. The transcript is spliced from 15 exons. The annotation marks the transcript as partial. NCBI's taxonomy places the organism in Eukaryota, Metazoa, Chordata, Actinopteri, Clupeiformes, Clupeidae. Gene Ontology annotation, cellular component: nucleus. Gene Ontology annotation, molecular function: RNA binding. The record is from RefSeq and is a predicted model, not a curated record.
AUGUUUGUCCGCCAUAUUGGCGAGCUCCUCCAUCUCACCCAACGAUUGCAAAGCAUGCGGCCCCCGAGCCGGUGUAGCUCGGGAACAUUUUAACUGUGUUGCGACCCUGAAAACCGGAAUCAUGGAGGCUGUUAAAGCAUUUAACGGCGAGCUGUAUUCGCUGAAUGAAUACAAGCCUCCGAUCUCCAAAGCCAAGAUGACCAAUAUCACAAAGUCUGCAAUUAAAGCUAUAAAGUUCUACAAGCAUGUGGUCCAGAGUGUGGAGAAGUUCAUUCAGAAGUGCAAGCCUGAAUACAAGGUGGCAGGGUUGUAUGUGGUUGACUCCAUUGUGCGUCAGUCACGCCACCAGUUUGGGCAGGACAAAGAUGUGUUUGCGCCUCGCUUCAGCAAGAACAUCAUUGGAACCUUCCAGAACCUCUACCGAUGUCCGUCUGAUGACAAAAGUAAGAUUGUUAGGGUCCUUAACCUGUGGCAGAAGAACAUGGUCUUCAAGAGUGACAUCAUCCAGCCACUGCUGGAUAUGGCGGCUGGACUGCCACCCCCUAGUGUCACCCCCGUCAUGUCCAGCUCUUCUGCUCCUGUCAACAACGCUACUCCUGGCACUCCUGCCACUCCAGCAACCCCUGCUAACAUAGUGCAGAGUCUGCCAGACUGGGCAGCACAGAUCUCCAACACAGAUACGGUGGCUGCCGUGGCUCAAAUUCUCCAGAGCCCUCAGGGCCAGCAGCUUCAGCAGCUGGUGCAGAGCCUGCAGAUGCAGCAGCAGAAGCCCCAGCCCUCUCUCCUGCAGGCCCUGGACGCAGGCCUGGUGGUGCAGCUCCAGGCCCUCACCGCCCAGCUCACCGCUGCCGCCGCAGCCAACACACUCAACCCACUGGAGCAGAGGGUUUCUUCAUUCAACAAGAAACUGUUGGGGCAAUUUGACUUUGGCAAUGAAGCUGAACGGCAAGAGGAGACGAAAAAGGAAACGGCACAGCCUCAACUGCCCAUGGUGUCUGAGUCCAUCAACAGCUCCAUCUUCCAUCAGUUGGCUGAGCAGCUGCAGCAGCAGAACCUGGAGCAGUUCCAGAAGCAGCUGAUGGAACACCAGCAGCACCAGCAGAAGACAAUGUCUAUGGAGAGUCAAGAAGCCAUCUAUGGCUCAGAGAACACAUCCACUCCGACGCAGGGCAGCAGCCAACUCCAGCUCCAGGAGACGGACUCCAAGAUGGAUGACUCCAUUGACAACCAACAACAGGACAUGGAGCUGGAUGAGGGACAAGACACUAUGGACGAGGACAUGUUUGAGGCAGAUGACAAGAAAACCAGUGGCACGCGCUCCAGAUCACGCUCUAGGUCUCGCUCCAGGUCUCCCCGCAAGAGACGGUCACGGUCACGUUCUGGCUCUCGGAAGCGAAAGCACCGCAAGCGCUCUCGCUCACGGUCCCGGGACCGCAAGAGGAAGUCGUCGCGCUCCUACUCCAGUGAGCGACGUGCCCGGGAGCGAGAGAAAGAGCGACAGAAGAAGGGACUCCCUCCCAUACGCUCCAAAUUUCUCAGUGUGUGCAGCACCACUCUCUGGGUGGGCCAGGUGGACAAGAAGGCCACCCAGCAAGACCUCACCAACCUGUUUGAGGAGUUUGGCCAAAUCGAAUCCAUCAAUAUGAUUCCCCCCAGGGGCUGUGCCUACAUCUGCAUGGUGCACAGACAAGACGCCUACCGCGCCCGGGCCAAGCUCAGCACGGGCUCCUACAAGAUCGGCUCCAAGGUCAUCAAGAUUGCAUGGGCACUGAAUAAGGGUGUGAAGCAGGAGUACAAACA